AUGCACAGAUCAGAGCCAUUUCUGAAAAUGUCGCUGCUGAUUCUGCUUUUCCUGGGAUUGGCAGAAGCCUGUACUCCUCGUGAAGUUGCAACUAAAGAAAAAACCUCCCAAGUAGCUGGGAUUAUAGGUCUCGUGAGCAGACUGUCACUGGAUGGUCUCAGACACAACAUCACUUCCCUCAAGAUGCCUCCCCUGGUGUCCCCGCAAGAUAGGACAGAAGAAGAAAUAGCUGAGAUUACAGGCUUGCUGAGCCUCCAAGUACUGCAUGAAGAAACCAGUGGCUGCAAGGAGGAAGUAUUUCCUUCUAAUCGUUCAUACGGAGAAAAAUCUGAACCCACAGAGAUAAGUCACUGCAAAUGCCUAAUAGUUUGCCUUGUGAACUCUACAUGCCCUUCAGAAAAGUCUUCCUCCGUCCUCAAGAUUCACCUAAGCAAUGCUUUGGUUGAGGAACCAACAGCAAUCCUUCAGAUUCCACUGGGGAGGAUGCUGAAGGAAAUGAAUGGUGUUGAAUGGUUUCUCAGGCUCUCUUCAACCAUACAUUAA
Symphalangus syndactylus (siamang) is the source of this 543-nucleotide messenger RNA. It is a transcript of the gene EDDM13, whose product is annotated as epididymal protein 13. Lineage: Eukaryota; Metazoa; Chordata; Mammalia; Primates; Hylobatidae. The record is from RefSeq and is a predicted model, not a curated record.